Xyrichtys novacula (pearly razorfish) is the source of this 330-nucleotide messenger RNA. The record is from the annotation of a GenBank genome assembly. Lineage: Eukaryota; Metazoa; Chordata; Actinopteri; Labriformes; Labridae.
AUGUUGGUUUUAUGUGAGUCAUGGAAAAUCUGUGUUUGUGUGUGCAUGUGUGUGUAUGUGUGUUCAUGUGUGUGUGUGUGUGUGUGUAUGUGUACGUUAACCCGCACUAAUCCGGUCGUCUUGGAUCUGUUUCCAAAUGAAAUUAAACUCUGGCGCGGUGAUGAUCAUUAUCCUGGACUGCUGGGUCAGACAGAUCAUUUCAGGGAGAUCAGAGCUCCUCUAGACUCAGACCAUCCGGGUCUGGAAGUCUGGAAGUCUGGAACAGUGAAAACCUCUGAAAGUAAAACUGAAACUGAGCUGAAAACAAUCCAACAGAAAACACGCCGAUGA